This is a messenger RNA of Bactrocera tryoni, 1518 nucleotides long. RefSeq names its product acetyl-CoA acetyltransferase, cytosolic (gene Acat2). The transcript has 6 exons. NCBI's taxonomy places the organism in Eukaryota, Metazoa, Arthropoda, Insecta, Diptera, Tephritidae. Gene Ontology annotation, molecular function: acetyl-CoA C-acetyltransferase activity. The coding region runs from base 80 to 1264 and encodes 394 amino acids. Gene Ontology annotation, biological process: fatty acid beta-oxidation. The record is from RefSeq and is a predicted model, not a curated record.
UCGUCUAAAGCUCGUUCGCAACUUGUUGGCACUUUCUAAAUUUAGUUAUUUUAAUAAUUUUGAAUGAGAAGGUUUUAAAAUGGUUAACACUGGAGACGUUUAUAUUGUAUCCGCUGCUCGUACAGCGAUUGGAAGCUUCAAUGGAUCACUUUCUAAAGUGAAAGCAUCGGAACUAGGUAGUGUUGUUAUUAAAGAAGUGCUAAAGAGAGCUAAUGUUAACAGUAAUGAUGUGGACGAAGUCGUCAUUGGUCAAAGUCUUACCGCUGGGCAGGGUCAAAAUCCUUCACGACAGGCUACCCUACAAGCAGGACUUCCUAUAAAUGUCCCUGUUUAUAAUAUUAAUAUGCUUUGUGGUUCAGGAUUAAAAACUGUCGCCUUAGGUUUCCAAUCCAUACGAUGUGGCGAUUCCAAGAUUUCUAUUUGUGGAGGCCAAGAGAGUAUGUCUUUGGCACCACACGUUAUCCAUUUACGAAAUGGUAUCAAAAUGGGUCCUGGAACAAUGUUGGAUACAAUGACUCACGAUGGCCUCACCGAUGCUAUGCACAACAUUCAUAUGGGUGUCACUGCCGAAAACCUGGUAAAGCAAUACAAUAUUACUCGUGACGAACAAGAUGAGUUUGCGGUUCACUCACAAAAUCUGGCUGAGAACGCGCAAAAAAAUGGCUUCUUCGAAAAGGAAAUUGUCCCAGUCGAAUUAAAAACGCGUGCGGGUACUCAAAUUUUUGAAAAGGAUGAGUACAUUAAAGCGGGCACUACAAUUGAAGCUCUCAAAAAACUGAAACCCUGUUUUAUUGAGACUGGAACUGUAACAGCUGGAAACGCUUCAGGUAUUAAUGACGCUGCUGCAGCGGUGUUGUUAAUGUCAGGGGAAGAGGUGACAAAGAGAUCCAUUAAACCAAUGGCAAAAAUUGUGGCUUGGGCACAGACUGGUGUAGAUCCUAAAAUCAUGGGAAUUGGUCCCGUGACUGCUGUUGAAGCGGUUUUACAAAAGGCUGGUUGGACAAAGGAUGAAGUGGAUCUGUUUGAAUUAAAUGAAGCAUUCGCAGGUCAAUCUAUUGCAGUAUUAAAAGAGCUUAAAGUCAACGCCGAUAAGGUGAAUGUUAAUGGCGGUGCCAUUGCAUUAGGUCACCCUAUCGGUGCAUCGGGAUGCAGAAUUCUAGUUACAUUGUUAUAUGCACUUGAAAGGUUGAAUGUCAAAAAAGGCGUCGCAUCAUUAUGUAUUGGAGGCGGGAUGGGUAUCGCCAUGGCUAUUGAACGUGUUUAAAAACGAGAAUAAUUAUUAUUUAUACUGAUUUGAUAAUGAGACAUUCUUAUGUAAAUGUAAAUUAUUUGUUAUAACCAAAGUCAAUUGUUAUGUAGAACUAGAAAUGCAAAUACUUAUAUGUAUGUAUAUAUGGAGCUUGCAUAACUAUUUUAGAAGUAAUUCAAUAAGCAUACACAUAUUGGUCAGGGGAGAGUAAUUUACGUAAUGUUACCUAUCAAUAUUGUUUACUUUGAAAUAAAAACAACAAGAAAGUU